CCUGUCUGUCACUUAAUGGGGAUGCCUGAAGGACCUUUGUUAUCAAAACAAGGAGAUGUGAUCAUCGGAGGAGCAUUUUCAAUUCACAGCAAAAUUAACCAACCACCAAUGACUUUUAUGGAAAAGCCAGAACCUAUAACAUGUUCUAGCAUAAACUUCAGAGAAUUCCGCUUUGCACAGACAAUGAUUUUUGCCAUUGAGGAGAUAAAUAAUAGCAGCAGCUUACUUCCAAAUGUGUCCAUUGGUUAUAAAAUAUAUGAUAGCUGUGGCUCAACUUUAUUGUCGAUUAGAUUAGCUAUGGCUUUAAUGAAUGGACAAGACCUCACAGUUGGAGAAUCAUGCACUGGGCAGUCAGCAGUGCAUGCAAUUAUAGGAGAGUCAGAGUCCUCCUCAAGCAUAGUACUCUCCAGAACAACUGGACCCUUCAAAAUUCCUGUGAUUAGUCAUUUUGCUACUUGUGCUUGUCUAAGUAAUAGGAAGGAGUUCCCCUCCUUCUUUAGAACCAUUCCCAGUGACUACUAUCAAAGCAGGGCUCUGGCCAAACUUGUUAAACACUUUGGCUGGACCUGGGUAGGGACUGUGAGAAGUGAUAAUGACUAUGGAAACAAUGGUAUGACCACAUUUGUGGAGGCUGCAAAGAGAGAGGGAAUAUGUAUUGAGUACUCAGAGGCCAUUCAGAGGACCAACUCACAUGAGAGGAUCGCCAGUGUGGUGGAGAUCAUAAGAAUGGGCACAGCUCGUGUAUUGGUGGCCUUUCUGGCACAGAGUGAGAUGGAGGUGCUGCUGGAAGAGGCCAUUCUUCAAAAUGUCACUGGACUGCAGUGGAUAGGAAGUGAGUCCUGGAUCACAGCUAGGCACCUGGCCACUCGAAGGACAGCUAGGAUCAUUAGUGGAGCCAUUGGCUUUACAAUAAGAAGGUCAAAAAUCCCUGGGCUGAAGGAUUACCUCUUGAAAGUGAAUCCACUCAAAAACAUUUCCAGCUCCAUUCUGAGGGAGUUCUGGGAGACAGCAUUCCAGUGCCAGUUGCCUGAAAAAGGCAAUGCAAAAAGUAUGAGGCUAUGUUCAGGUUCUGAAGACCUGACAGAGCUUAAAAACCCCUACACUGAUGUGUCAGAGCUUAGGAUCUCCAAUAAUGUGUAUAAAGCAGUAUACACAGUGGCUCAUGCAAUGCAGAACCUUUUGGAAUGCACAGAUGGUCAAUAUCCUACAGAGGGCAGAGAGUGUAUUCUCAAAGACAGUAGAGGGCCAGGUCAGGUAUUACAUUAUUUACAAGAUGUCAAUUUUACAAUGCCCUCUGGAGAGAAGGUUUACUUCGAUCAAGAUGGAAAUCCGGCAGCAAGAUAUGAGUUGGUAAACUGGCAGAAAAAUGCAGCAGAAGACACUGUGUUUGUAACUGUCGGGGAAUACGAUGCCACGCUACCAGAAGGCAAGCAAUUUGCCAUGAACAAUGUCAAUAUUGUUUGGGCUGGCAACAACAAUUCAAAACCAAGCUCUGUGUGCAGUGAUAGCUGCCUCCCAGGCUAUCGCCAGGCUGUGAUCAGAGGGAGGCCUGUGUGCUGUUUCUCCUGUGUGAAGUGUGCUGAAGGGGAGGUCAGCAGUAAGAUGGAUUCUACAGAAUGCACAAAGUGUCCUCUGGAGUACUGGUCAAAUAAAGACCACAGCGGCUGCAUUCAAAAGCGCAUGGAGUUCCUCUCUUUCACUGAAAACAUGGGAAUCAUCUUGACUACUUUUUCUCUGGCAGGAGCCUGCUUUACAAUUAUAGUGGCAGUUGUGUUCACCUGUUUCAUUGACACACCCCUGGUUAAAGCUAGCAACACAGAGCUCAGUUUUCUGCUCCUGUUUUCUCUCACCCUCUGCUUCCUUUGUUCUCUCACAUUCAUUGGCCAGCCCUCUGACUGGUCCUGCAGACUGAGGCACACAGCGUUUGGGAUCACCUUUGCUCUCUGUCUGUCCUGCAUCCUUUCCAAGACUAUGACAGUGGUCAUGGCUUUUAAAGCCUCAGUACCAGGUGCUGGGGUUCCUCAGUGUUCAUUGCCCUUGCAGAGACUGAGUGUAUUAUGCUGUACACUUCUACAAGUGAUCAUAUGCGCCCUAUGGAUAGCACUUGCUCCUCCAGUACCAUACAAAAAUAUGACUAACUUCACUGAUAAAAUCAUUCUGGAAUGUGAUCUUGGAUCAGCAGUGGGUUUCUGGGCUGUGCUAGGAUACAUUGGACUUCUUGCUGCCUUAUGUUUCAUACUGGCUUUUUUGGCUCGAGAGUUGCCAGAUAACUUUAAUGAAGCCAAAUUCAUCACAUUCAGUAUGCUGAUAUUCUGUGCAGUCUGGAUCACUUUUAUUCCUGCUUAUGUCAGCUCUCCUGGAAAGUUUACUGUGGCUGUGGAGAUAUUUGCUAUGUUAGCAUCUAGUUUUGGCCUCCUUUUCUGCAUAUUUCUUCCUAAAUGUUACAUAAUAUUAUUUAAACCAGAUAAAAACACAAAGAAACAUGUGAUGGGUAAAGCACACAUGAAGUCACUGUAA
This is a messenger RNA of Alosa alosa (allis shad), 2517 nucleotides long. RefSeq names its product extracellular calcium-sensing receptor-like. NCBI's taxonomy places the organism in Eukaryota, Metazoa, Chordata, Actinopteri, Clupeiformes, Clupeidae. The transcript has 6 exons. Gene Ontology annotation, cellular component: membrane. The record is from RefSeq and is a predicted model, not a curated record. Bases 16 to 2517 code for a protein of 833 amino acids. Gene Ontology annotation, biological process: G protein-coupled receptor signaling pathway. Gene Ontology annotation, molecular function: G protein-coupled receptor activity.